Molecule: messenger RNA, 1434 nt
Organism: Cadophora gregata
Lineage: Eukaryota; Fungi; Ascomycota; Leotiomycetes; Helotiales; Ploettnerulaceae
Exons: 3
Coding region: 1-1434 (477 amino acids)
Biological process (GO): regulation of DNA-templated transcription
Molecular function (GO): zinc ion binding; DNA-binding transcription factor activity, RNA polymerase II-specific
Source: RefSeq, a predicted model, not a curated record
AUGCCCGGAGUUCCGUCUGGUCGCGGAUGCGAAGCGUGCCGAAAGCAGAAGAAGAAGUGUGACCAAGCGAAGCCGUCAUGCUCUAGAUGUACCCGGCUCGAGAUACCCUGCAUUGGGUCCGGUCAAAGGCGAUUCAAGUUUGUGGAUGAAUCUCAAUCCCAAGUAGUUGUAUGCAAGCCCAAAUCAGACCCAAGUUCACCUCGUCCACAGUUACCUGCGUACGAGAGGAUAUCUUGGUCGCCCAGCAAUGACUCUACAAUGAUCAUGGGGGCUUUCUGUUCUGCACUUCGGAUCACAGAUGUGCGGUACGAUCUCGGGGUCUAUGGGACAUUUAUAAAGGACAUUCCGAGACGACUUGGAACCAAUGCCGCUCUUGAUGCGUCGGUUCGAGCUGUAACCAGCACUUAUUCCGCUGUACACACGAGAAGUAAAACGGUAGAAUCACUCGAGCAUUACGUGGAUGCGCUAGAGGUGCUGAGGAAUACGCUGAAUGACCCCGUCGAAGCGGGAUCUGCAAAUACUCUAUGCGCCAUGUAUCUCAUGAUGGUUUGCCAAGUUAGUACCUUAAGAUCUUUGAGACAUAUGCAGGUACAGAACACUGAUGAGACGUUACAGGGAUGGGUUGGAGAAAAGGAUGAUUGCACUAGCCAUGGAGAGGCAUUUGCGUAUCUUCUCAGCAAUGUCAAGCCUCAGGACUUUCAAGCCACAUUCGAAGACGAGCUUCUCAUGACGUUAUGUGUACCAGUUAUCGUGGAAAGUAUUGCGAAACCAAACAUCCAGCUGCACCCAUGGCUCGAGAAGCUAACCCAAGCUCGGGACGCCGCCUGCCCCAUGCAAAGUCUGAAGUUGGGAAAUAUGGCCAAAAUAUCAGAGUUCAUCUCUAAUCCGCAAGGAAAUCUGGUAGAAAUGCAAUUCAUCUACGGGUCAAUGGCACCGGAACUAGCCAAAAUUCGAGCAUUCCUCGCCAAUAUUGUAGAAGCUGGAGAUAUCGACAGGACGAUUCACUCUCGCUAUCAGACUGUUUACGGCAUUCAACUUUCCUUCGCUAUGAUACUGAACGUUCUCCUCCGUUCUUUUAGCGUCGACAAUUUCAUGGGAAUGCUUGACGAAUGCACAUUACUCGUUAGUGAAACCAUCACAUUGGCUGAGGAUGCAAGGCAGUAUCGACCUUUAGGCUCGAGUGGAGCGCCUACCACUCUCGUCUGUGCGUGGGCUGCUACCAGCGACAUGGCGCAGAGAAAGAGGGCGGAAGAAUUGAUGGAUGAAUAUCAGGCUGAUUUUGCAAUUGCAAACUGGAAGGAAAUAGCUCGAUGGAUUGAGAGGAAGCUGAAUGACGGAUGUCUCAGCCAGUGUCUUCCUGAGCUCACUACGCUGGGCACUCAGAUGGCAGCUCAAGACCCAAUUGCUACACCCCAAGAGUGUAUUGUCAUGUAG